Messenger RNA from Diorhabda sublineata, 2899 nucleotides. RefSeq names its product 5'-nucleotidase domain-containing protein 1 (gene Nt5a). Gene Ontology annotation, molecular function: 5'-nucleotidase activity. The record is from RefSeq and is a predicted model, not a curated record. NCBI's taxonomy places the organism in Eukaryota, Metazoa, Arthropoda, Insecta, Coleoptera, Chrysomelidae. Bases 236 to 1597 code for a protein of 453 amino acids. The transcript has a single exon.
AAAAUGGUCCAAUAGUCACAAUCAACGGCCAGCUGACCCAGUGACAUUGAUUAAGAUUUUGGUUGAUUAUUAGUGACACUAGUGAUAGUGAAAUAGCAUUAUUCGAUAUAAAAAAUUAUCCCACAGCGUGAAAAAUGUAUCAGCUAACUAUAUAUAGUAUGGUUCUUUGAAGUUUACACAAUUUUCUUCAAGACAUUCAUUAAUAAUAAGAGCAACCAAAGAAUAUUUGGAAAAAAUGUGGACUGCUAGUUCAAUUGUGAGUGGUUUUUCUAAACUGUGCUGCAGAAGUUUUUUAAACUCAAGGAAACUAGUGUUAAAACAUAAUCGGACGUUUUGUUACAAUUCUGUAAAAAAAGAGUUGAAUAACAAACCAGCCUUUAGUAUAAAUGAUUAUGAUUGUAUAGGAUUCGAUUUAGACAAUACUCUAGCGCGUUAUAAAAUAGGGAAUAUGUUGGAAAUGGAAUAUAAGAUAGUUUCAAAUUAUUUGGUAACCCAGAAGAAUUAUCCAACAGAAGAUUUAUUGAAACCUAUCGAUCCCAACUUUUUUAUAAAAGGGUUGAUUAUAGAUGAUGAAAACGGAAAUAUCAUCAGAAUAGGACCGGAUGGGACAAUUUUACAAGCUACUCAUGGUACGAGAUGGUUGAGCAAGGAAGAAAUAUUACAUUAUUAUCCUACUCUACAUUGGCAUGCUACUGAUUUAUUUGUGGAGAAUCCUUUACAGACUUGGAAUGGACCUUAUUCAGAAAAAAUGAGAACUUUGUUAGAUUAUUUUGAUAUAGUAAUAAGCUUAGUUUUUGCUAGGGCUGUAGAUAGUAUAGACAAAUUAUAUGGCCGUAGAAAAGUCUAUAACAUCUGGCCAGAUCUUCUUAAUGCCUUGAUGUACAUGUUUAAUAGAGAACAUUAUGAAACUGAUACUGGUGAAUAUUUUCCAGAAAUGAAAAAAAAUCCUGAUCAUUAUUAUUAUUCUUGUACGCCAAAUCUUAUCAAUUGGCUCCAAGAAUUGCGAAACACUGGUAAAAAACUUUAUCUAAUAACAGGAGCUCAUGCAGAUUUUGCAAAUCACACGGCUACCAGCACUCUAGGUCCAAAUUGGAGAGAUUAUUUUGAUAUUGUUGUAUCUUAUGCUAAGAAACCAGGGUUUUUCAUUUUAGAAAGGGAUUUCAUAGGUUUAGAUGAAUCAUUUAAAGAAACUGGCCCAGUUACCAAUCUACAGAAAGGCGCAAUCUAUACCCACGGCAACUGGAAGGGUCUAAAAGAUUUUUUGAUCAAUUCAUCCAAUAUUUCUAACCCCAAAUUUGUAUACAUAGGAGAUAAUCUAGUGCAGGAUAUUUAUACUCCAAAUGUGCAUUCUCAUUGUGACACUGUUAGUGUUUGUGAAGAACUGGAAGCCGAAAACACAUAUGAUUAUCUUGGACAACACCCCGAUAAAUACUUUUUAUCAUCUACAUUAUGGGGAUCAUAUUUCCAAUGUAAAUAUUCACAAGAAAGAACCAUUUGGUAUACUAUUAUGAAGAACAAUUCAAAGAUUUGUGUACCUAGCAUCGAAUAUCUGGCAAAAUAUCCACUAGAUCAUCAAUUUCAAUGUUUAAUAUGUUAGAGUAUUUCUUAAGAGUAGCAGUUUUACCUUUGAUUCAUAAUUAUAAUAAUGUUGUGUAGGUUGUGAAUAAUUUAUGGCAAAUAUUAAUAACAAUAACUAAUAUAAAUAAUUCUUCACAUAUGUGUAUAAAUGGGAAUUUGCUUUUGAAUUUAGCAAUUUUUCCUGAUUUUCAGUCAUCUGUGCAAACUUAAUAUCUCAUAUUUCUUAUAUGUUAUCCAUUUUGUUUCUACAAAUCUUUUUUUGUUCUUCCUAUUGUGCAUUUUUUUCAUACUGCUGUUGCAAAUUCUUGAUUCAGGAAGUUCUUCUUCGACCAACAGAUCUUUCACAUAUUAUUUGCUGUUGAAUAACUUGGAGGGGUAUUAUUUCCACAUUUUUUAAUAUCACAUAGUAUUUCCAUUUUCUUCUGUUUUUGGCUAUUGUUAAAUUAUCGUGAUGUUUUAAGAAUGUCUUGAAAGAUGAGGCGAUAAUUUUGAUAACCGAAAAGAGUUGUUGUUUGUCUUUUAUUACUAACUACAUUAACUAUAUGUUGUCCAUGCUUCCUGUUGGAAUUUAAUCUGGUAAUCAUGAAUCAAAUUAUGAAUAUAAUGGUUGUAUUGCAAUUCAAUUAAUUAUUAGGGAAUCCUGAUGCUAAGAAAAAAAGAGUCGUUUGAAAAUGUGUCAGUUGUGGUGGUAUCUGUAUAAAGUAGACUAUAAUUUCAAGAAUGUUGUUCUUCGGAAAUUUCAUUCAUUUGUUAAUUAAAUUGAUAUGUUGUACAAUGCUUUUGUAAGAAUCCAAACUGGCAAUGAUUAAUCAAAUUAUAAUAUAUAUAGGAUGGAUGCAAUGCAAUUUAACUUCUACGGUAAUAUAUUUUAUUUAGAUAUUAGGGGAUUUACUCAAUUGUAUGUGGUAAUUCCAAUUCAUCUAGUGUUCACAUUUUUGUUUGUACUGGAAGUUAGUAAAUUGUAAAUCAUGUUCAAACAACAACCUUUAGUACCUAAUAAUUUGUAGGGAAUUGAAUAUAUAAAGUUGAUUAUUAGAUUAAAAAGCUGCUACUUUUAAAAAUAUAGAAGAUGUAGUUGAAUAUUUAGAGAUGUGAUAUAAUUGUUUUAGAGUAUUAUUAAAACUGCUGGUUUUAAACAAAUUCAUAAAUGAAUCGUUUAACUAACAAGUUUUUAUUUAAUAGUUACUUCAUUAUAUGGGUUGUUUUGAAAUUGAUUAAAUGAAGCAGUAUUUUUAUAAUUAAUUUAUAUUCUUAAUUCUAUCAAGUGUAUGACAUGUUUCAUGUCGAUAAUAUAUUAUUGUGUCCUUUGUUUAUUAUUCAA